Molecule: messenger RNA, 858 nt
Organism: Phoenix dactylifera (date palm)
Lineage: Eukaryota; Viridiplantae; Streptophyta; Magnoliopsida; Arecales; Arecaceae
Source: RefSeq, a predicted model, not a curated record
UUCUUUUCAUGUUUGUUUUUGUUAGACCCUGGAUUGGGUUGUAGAUAACUUAGAUGCGAAGAUUGGAUUGUUGUCAUCGGGAGUAGCUUCAGUAUUUGCUUAGGUUAUUCUUGUAUCUGCUUUUAUUUAUUUUAUAAUCUAAUUUCAUCUCAUUAAAUUGUUCUUGUGGUUGAAACUCUUGGGUGGAUAGCUUGGAAUCUGUAGUUUUUUUUGUUUAAAACAUCUCAUAUGCAUGGGAUGUACCUUAAUCGGAUUGAAAACUGUGAUGGAUUUUACCAUUGGUACUGUUGGCAAUAGUGCUUAAAAAAAUAAUUUUUUAUAUAAAGGUUUUUUCUUUUCUCUGCGUUUUUUUUAAUCUCAUUACAUUAGAUUGAAUACUUUAGGAUUUGUUGGUUUAUGUAGGUUGGAAUGUGGAUAUAGUCUGAUGUUAUUCGUUUUUGCUCCCAAAUAUAUUAUUCAUUAAUUUUGUAGGAGAUGAUGGAUGAAGCUGUUGGGUUAGAAGGAAGUGUUGAAUGGGCUGAGCAAGAGGGGAGCUUUAAUAGUUGGCUCGAUAAGGUGCUUGCUUCUGAUGGGAUUGAGAGUCCUCGCAUGGUUGAGGAAGAGAAUAGACCUCGAGAUAGGCCCAAAGAGCCAGACUCAAAUUCCAAGAGGCAGAAGAUAGGUCCAUGCACUGACAAGACAGAGGAACCCAGUCCUCUGGGUUUGAUUUUACGCAUAACUCCAUCUUUCUUGGAUCUCAUGAUAGGAAGCUAUUCUCAAAGAAGACCACUCCUCUUAAUUGGACCCCAACUUCGGGUACUAGUUAUAGAAAAACAACAGACCAGAAAUGAAAUGAAUAUAACAUCCAACCCACAUUAA